AAGAAAGAUGAUGAAGGUGGAGGUGGAGAGGCGAAAGCUGAUAAAACCGUUGACGGCGACACCAUCACACCUCCGCAGCUACAAAAUAUCACUAAUCGAUGAGCUCAACCCAUCUAUGCAUGUCGUACGAAUCCUCUUCUAUCCGUCUGUCCCCGGAGAAAAACUGCGGCCUAUAAUCAUCAACUUGGAAGAAUCACUUGCUCGAAUACUGCCGCUUUUCUACCCACUCGCCGGUAGAUACAUCAAGGAGAACCAUUUGGUUGAUUGCAACGACCAAGGCGUUGAGUUCUCCGAAGCAACGGUCGACUGCGACCUUCUUGCCGUUACCGGUGCUGGUGGUGGUGCCGAGCACCUCAACCACCUCCUCCCAAUCGAUAUAUGCGCCGCCGACGAGCCCACCGACCCAAUCCUGGCGGUUCGAAUCAACAGGUUCCGCUGCGGAGGGGUGGCCAUCGGCGUCUGCGUUUCCCACAGGAUCUCCGACUCCGCCUGUCUCGGAAUAUUCCUGCAGGCCUGGAAAGAUGCUGCUACGGGCGGCAGCGGCAGUGAUGUCAUCAAACCUGAUUUCAACUCGCACGAGUUCUUCCCGUCUGAAAACCUGCCUCCGUUGCAUUUUGGUGUUUCGAGGACGCGGGACACCAGCGUUAUCUGCGAGAGGUUUAUGUUCGACAAGGAAGCCAUUUCCGUACUUAGAGAUAUAUAUACCGCGGCCGCCUCCACCACACUGGAGGCCGGCGGCCGGCCGCCCUCCAGGGUGGUGGUGGUAUCCGCUGUCCUGACGCAGGCUCUCCUGCGUGCAGACAGGGCCAAAAAGGGCGGCGUAUCAAGCGCCGCCCUAAUUGCACAGGCAAUCAACGUCCGCGAAAGGACCGUACCGCCGGUGUCGAAGCAUGCAUGGGGCACAUGGGUUUCGUUAUCCUACCUGGAAUAUAGUGCGGAAGAGGCCCGCCUUCACCUGUUGGAAAACGGCGAUUUUCCAGGCCUCGUUCGUAAAAUGCGCGAGACCACCAUACAAGGUGUUAAAGACUGUCCGAGAAUAUUAUCGGAGAGAGAGUUUGGGAGAUGGGUUUUGGUGGAUAGCUACUUUGAAGCAGCUAAGAAAGCAUCAAACCCUAACUAUAAGGUGAUAUGGAUUACGGAUUGGUCGAAAUUCGGUGAGUACGAGCUCGACUUUGGGUUCGGGAAACCGGUGUGGGUGAGCUUGGCUGAUGUUCCUCUUAAAGACAUGUUCAUAUUGAUGAACACCAAAAGCAACGAUGGAAUUGAAGCAUGGGUUUAUUUGCACGAAUCCGAUAUGCCUUUUUUCGAACACGAGUAUCAUCGAGUACUAGAAACCCUCCUUACUACAGCACCAACCACAUAA
Molecule: messenger RNA, 1363 nt
Organism: Erythranthe guttata (spotted monkey flower)
Lineage: Eukaryota; Viridiplantae; Streptophyta; Magnoliopsida; Lamiales; Phrymaceae
Product: pelargonidin 3-O-(6-caffeoylglucoside) 5-O-(6-O-malonylglucoside) 4'''-malonyltransferase
Source: RefSeq, a predicted model, not a curated record